Molecule: messenger RNA, 471 nt
Organism: Adineta ricciae
Lineage: Eukaryota; Metazoa; Rotifera; Eurotatoria; Adinetida; Adinetidae
Source: the annotation of a GenBank genome assembly
AUGAGUGAACAUUCAACAGCAACGAAAAUGACUAAUUCACAUGCACCGACACCAUUAGGUUCGGUCGCUAAUACUCUCAGUACUCAACAUCACCAAAAAGUUGAACCAAUCGACUAUACAGCCGAUGAAAGUAUGAUCGCAGAUUUUAUGGCUGUUUUACCUCAGCUUGAUCCAAGUGAUUCAUCUUCGACAGCAACAUCUCCGACAUUAAAAUUAAAAGGACAAACAAACGACUCAGCGAAGAAAUUCGAUGCAUUCGCUGCUGCCGUUCAACAACAAUUUUCGACUGUUCAAUCAUCUUCGUCAUCUCCACCAGCAGCGAGUCAACUUGACUAUCAAAAUAAUAAACGUCGACGUAAAAUUGAACGUCCUGCGCAAAAACGCAUCCGCGGUUCGUAUAAACUUGUUUCACCCGAACAAAAAACGAGCGCUUUGUUCGAUGGUUCUCGCAUCAUUUCCCGUACCGACUGA